AUGUCAGUGGAGCGUAAACUGGACAGGGUUGGUCAUCGUAGUCCGAGGGCGAGGCCAGACACGCACUUACGUCACGCCCACUCCAGCGGCAAGGAGGUCAACAUACUGGCGUUGGGUCACCGAGGAGUAGGCAAGACAGAUAUGCUGUACAGCCACUCGAAGUGCAUAGAGGGUAAACAUCUAACCCUGCAUAUUAUAGACACUCUCGGACAGAUGACAGCAGACGACAUCAAUCCACAUCAAGUCCUAUGGGCGGACUGCGUGAUUAUAGAAUUUGCGAUCACAAUGGCCACGAGCUUCCAAAUUGCGAGAACUUUGGCUGAAUACGUGCAUACUAUCAACCAGCCAAUUUCUGUAGCGUUGGUGGCCAAUAAGUCGGACAUGAUUGAGAGAAAAACAGUGUCUGAUACUGAGAUCAGAAGACUUUGUGCCGAGUAUAAUUUGUUGUUCUUUGAAACAUCGGCGAGUGAAGGUUGGACCAGCAUGAAUCAAGUGUUUGUAACGUUAGCGCAACGAGUGCAACAUAUCUUAAAGAAGAAAGAAAAGCUGACUCGCUUUAUGCAGAACCCGGCUGUUGCAGCCAAGUUAAGAUCUAACAGUCAUUCCGAAACCUUGCUCAGCGAGCAUGGAGAACUCGAACUUCUACUUUGUCAUUGAUAUGUCAAUGUAAUGAAAAUUCCGUUUGCUAUCGCUGCAUUUCAUUUUCCCGAAUACAUUAAUAUAUUCAUCUUAUAUAAAUUUAAAAAAAUAGUUUGAUGUCUAAUAAUGAUCCGGUAAAAGUUAGUUAAAUUUUAUGUCUUAAUACACAUUUUUCCGAUAAUCAUUGAUACUCAUUUCAUCAAUCAG
This is a messenger RNA of Dreissena polymorpha, 846 nucleotides long. RefSeq names its product ras-like protein family member 11A-like. Bases 1 to 657 code for a protein of 218 amino acids. Gene Ontology annotation, molecular function: GTP binding; GTPase activity. NCBI's taxonomy places the organism in Eukaryota, Metazoa, Mollusca, Bivalvia, Myida, Dreissenidae. The transcript is spliced from 3 exons. The record is from RefSeq and is a predicted model, not a curated record.